Molecule: messenger RNA, 201 nt
Organism: Linum trigynum
Lineage: Eukaryota; Viridiplantae; Streptophyta; Magnoliopsida; Malpighiales; Linaceae
Source: the annotation of a GenBank genome assembly
AUGGCAGUCUGGCGGCGAGGCGACGGAUUUGAUGGCAGUCUGGCGGCGAGGACGAUGAUGGCGGCCGACGACGGAUUUGAUGGCAGUCUGGCGACGAGGACGAUGAUGGCGGCGCGGCGAGGAGGCUCUGUUUCAUCUCGCUCUGUUUCGGCACGAGGUGGAAUGGAACCAAGCGAAAGAGACGGCGACGGAACGAGGUGA